AUGUCUUGUAGGAAUCUUAUAACGAAUGCUUUAAGGAAAAAGCACUUUUACAAAGAAGCUAUCAGAAUUGAGCCAAUAUCAUCUGAUGAAAUAUCUGGUAUAAAGGAACCUGUGUCUGUAGACUGGCUUAAAUGGGAUCCAAUCUCCAGUGGUGAAGGGGAUUUACAACUGGAUGAUAUGGAAAAGUCUUUUUCUGCCACCACUAGAGUAUCCAAAACUGCAAAAGCAAUUGAUUUUUCUGAGGUUUUUAAUAGCAUGGCAUCAAAUGGUGCAAAUUAUUUAACUAGUAUUCAGGCAACUGAGACACCAGUUGCAACUAGUGGAGUAACCGAAAAGCCUGGCGGAUUUGGUUUUCUUCUUGAAACAGAUCAGACUUCAUCAUACAACACUUCGUUAAAGAACCAUACCUAUGGUGAUGAAAAUUUUCAGGAAAAAAAUUUACCAAGUGAUGACACGAGAGCUUUCACCAACUCUGAGGGAAUUAGAAACCAGGUGAGCACCACCAAGGAUGAAUCAAAGAAUUCAAACGUUAUGCUUCCUUCAAUAGUAGAUGAAAGGCAUGAUGUGCAAUCAGAAAAAAACAUCCGUAGUUGUGAAAAUGUUUCUAUGAAUGAAGAUGUAAUGGAGAUGGAUGUUAAAGAUCAAGAAGGUAUUCAGGUGACCGAAAAAGUUUCAAGUGGUGAAAAACUAGGAGAGUCUGGAGAUGAUUCAACUACAAUUGUAGAUUAUAUUCCUCAUCUUGUUGCUGCUGACGACACAAAAGUUGAAAAUGUCUCUUCAGUUGCAAAUAACCUGGAAGUUAUGAUGGAUGAAGAAGAUGCAUGUGUGACCAAAAAUGUUUCAGGUGGAGAACAAAUUAAGGAAUCCGGGGAUGAAAUGAUUGCACUUGCGGAUCAUAUUCCACUUUCUGUAACCUCUGAUGGCAUGAUAGGUAAAGAUGUCCUUUCAUUUGCAAUUAUUGAGAACCUGGAGAAGCUACCCGUGGAAGAGCAAGAGCAUGGAGAUGCUGAUACUAGAAGUAUUCUUGUCGUGGAUGAUGAUUUAAAAGUAAAAGAUGACUCUUCUGAUGAAACUUGUAUGUCUCUGGAGGAGGUGAGAGAGAGAGGGCAAAUGCACGAAGAACAAACUUAUGUUGAAAGUAAACAUACAGCAUCAGUCCCAUUUCUGUCAGGGAGAUCCAGAGCAAACCGGAGGACAUCUCAUCAACAACCUUCAUUUCCUCUCAAGCGUUUGUUGAAUCCCAUGGCUUUCAAGAUGAGAACUAAAAAAUUUAAGCGGAAGGGGUGA
Messenger RNA from Dovyalis caffra, 1287 nucleotides. The record is from the annotation of a GenBank genome assembly. NCBI's taxonomy places the organism in Eukaryota, Viridiplantae, Streptophyta, Magnoliopsida, Malpighiales, Salicaceae.